This is a messenger RNA of Penicillium alfredii, 963 nucleotides long. RefSeq lists its product as uncharacterized. The record is from RefSeq and is a predicted model, not a curated record. NCBI's taxonomy places the organism in Eukaryota, Fungi, Ascomycota, Eurotiomycetes, Eurotiales, Aspergillaceae. The coding region runs from base 1 to 963 and encodes 320 amino acids. The transcript has 2 exons.
AUGGCAUCAUUCGUCGCAUCCUUUGUCAACCCAUGCAAUUUCAUUGGGGGUGUGAAUUUCGACCCAGACCAAGAUAUCCCCGACUUGGCCGGGAAGGUCGUGCUGGUGACUGGCGGAAAUGCCGGUCUCGGAAAAGAAACAGUCCUCCAGCUGGCCAAACACAAGCCAUCGCAAAUCUUCCUCGGGGCACGAUCAGGUCCCAAGGCCGAGGAAGCCAUCCGCUCAGUCCAGGAAUCCGUCCCUGGAGUCGAGAUCCACUGGCUACCACUGGAUCUCACAUCAACGAGCUCGAUCCAAAGCGCCGCUGAGAAAUUCCACGCGCACUCUUCCAGACUAGACAUCCUAAUCCUCAACGCCGGCGUGAUGGCCCUGCCCCCGGGCGAAACAGAAAUGGGCCACGAAAUUCAGCUGGGCACAAACCACACGGGUCACUUCCUGCUCACCAAACUCCUCCUCCCAACCCUGCUCAAGACCGCCGAGGACCCGCACGCCGACGUCCGCGUCGUGUCGCUCUCGUCCGUGGGCCAUAACAUGGCCCCGUCGUUCGAGACGAUCCUCAACCAGGACCGGCUCAAGAAUGUCAACACUAAUGCGCGCUAUGGCGCCUCCAAGGCGGCGAAUAUCUUGUUUGCGGCUGAGCUUGCUCGUCGCUACCCCUCUCUAACAUCUGUGUCGGUCCAUCCGGGCAUUAUCCUGACCGAUCUGUAUGGCGCUAUUAGCGAGAGCUCUCUGAUCGCCGGUCUGGGUACCCAGACGCUGAGUUUCUUUGGGUCGUCGGUGCCUGUCGGGGCGCGAAACCAGUUAUGGGCUGCGGCUGGUGCGAAGAAAGAGGAUCUUGUGAACGGGGCGUAUUAUGUUCCUGUGGGCAAUUUGAAAAGUCACAAUUGCUAUGCUACCAGCAAAGAUAUGGGGGCGCGCUUGUGGGAUUGGACGGAGACGGAGCUGCAAAAAUGUAACUUGUGA